CUCUGCCCCACAGCGCCCCCUGACGACAGUCUCAAUAAUCCAUCCUGCUCGGCUCGGCUCGGACUGCAGAGAGAACAAUGGGAGUGGACGUGGAAACCCUCAGACCAGGAGACGGAAAGACUUUUCCGCAGAAAGGACGUACGGUUACCGUGCAUUAUGUUGGUACGCUGAUGAACGGGAAGAAGUUCGACUCCUCCAGGGAUCGAGGAGAGCCGUUCCAGUUCAAACUGGGAGCUGGGGAAGUCAUCCGCGCUUGGGAUGAUGGUGUGGCUCAGAUGAGCGUGGGUCAGCUGGCCAAGCUGACCUGCUCGCCGGACUUCGCCUACGGCAGCAGAGGGUACCCGCCCAUCAUCCCUCCAAACUCCACCCUCAUCUUCGAGGUGGAGCUCCUGAAAUGCUGAGUGUUUCAACUGCAACUUACUCCUGAGUUUUCCAUUCCACCCACAUCUUCCUCACCAACCGUUGUCUCUAAAAGUGCCACAGGAAUCAUUUCUGAGCGUCUUUCUAGAAUUAGGAGUUCAAUUAGGAAGCGUCCUCACAUUUAUAGAUCAUGAGAAUUAUCACAGAUUUUAAAUAAAUGUAAGUAAAACUUUCCAGUGUUUUGGGUUGAAACGUUUCUAAUGUCAUUUUUCUGCCACUUCUCGUAAAGUCUUAAGAUGACGUCCGCUGUGGCUCCUCUGAUCUGUUUUCCUUCCUUCUUCUCUUUGGGAACAAAAUCAGCACAAAUGAUUCUAGCGGGUCAGCAGCAGAACCGGGUCCUCACAGGUGUCUCCAGUGUCGUGGUGCUUUAGUGAACCAUGAGUUUUUCCUGCAGUUCAGUGUUUUGUUCUCUGCCACAACCAAAGUGUUUCGUAUGAAACGGCGGCGCUCCGACCUCGUCCUCCUGUUUCCUUUGUGUUCCGUUCUCAUGUAAAGGUCCAGACGGCCCUGCUCUCGGACCCGUCCGGUCCUGAAGUGUCCUUGUCUUUUGUGACGUCUUCACUUCCUCACUGCAUCAUUCAGAUCUUUGUGGGUAUUGCAGUCUUACAAUAAACCAGGAUACAAAUGAA
Messenger RNA from Oryzias melastigma (Indian medaka), 1049 nucleotides. RefSeq names its product peptidyl-prolyl cis-trans isomerase FKBP1A. NCBI's taxonomy places the organism in Eukaryota, Metazoa, Chordata, Actinopteri, Beloniformes, Adrianichthyidae. Gene Ontology annotation, molecular function: peptidyl-prolyl cis-trans isomerase activity. The coding region runs from base 78 to 401 and encodes 107 amino acids. The transcript has 4 exons. The record is from RefSeq and is a predicted model, not a curated record.